CUGCUCUUCAGUUGCUCCGGUCGUGAGUCGAACGCGCAUCGUGUGAUCGCGGGUGUCAAAUACAGGGUGAAUUUCGGUGAUCAAUCGCGCGAGGAAUGGCAAAUGGUUGCUACCAGCAGCAUGGUGUAUGAAGAAAUCGUCGGAGUUCGGGGCAGCUGACCCCAGCCCCCGCGCACUUUAUUUACGCGCGAAAUGCCCCACAAUUUAAACUCGACCUCCGCAAACUCGGCAAAUACGGGGCCAAACCAUCAGGCCUACCCUCCACCGCAGCCCUAUCACCACAUCAAUGGAGAUGCUUUUCAACCAGAGAAAGAACCGGUGGAGUUCGACGUGUCGCAUUUGCGCGGAGCACCUGCGGAGGUCGAGUCUCUGGUCCACAGCAUCAAGGACGUUGCCCAACAAUUUUUGUACCACUGGCGUACGUUCCCGAUCGUCCUGCCACCGCCGCUCUCGACGUGCACCGACGGGGAGGACACGCUCGUCCGAAAAAAGCACCAUUUGCGCGACCUCUUCGUGGCCCCGAGUUUCGACGAGCUGGACGCGGUCGCUGUCGACAGUAAAGGGGAGCCGAGGAGGCUUACGAACAAACAAUUAGAGAGUAUCAGAGAGAGGGGCUUGCACAAGGAUAAGUAUGGAAAACCGAAGAAGCUGAAUGCCACUCAGUUGGAGAGCAUUCGGAGAUGCGGGGAAUUCGAAGUGGAUUCGAUCAACUUCGCCGGGCAGACCCAUCGCUGGCGACUGAGCGCACUGUUGCAACGAGGACGAGACAGAAGAAGAGAAGCGUUGCUAAGAGACUUGGCUCUAGCGACGAGAUUUCUCGUAGUCACAGCCCGAGCGAGACUCGUCUCGCACUGUUUCAGCAUCUCGCAAUCUCUUAAGGCAUUGCUAACCGGUCUGUUAAGACUCCUCGACAUUAUUAUCGGCGUUCCAUCGUUACAAGCCCAAAAUCUCGAUGGAAAAAUUCGGGAAGAACGCUGUCGUCACCUUGUCGCAGAGCUCGUUUGCAGGCCAGAGUACGAAGACUCGUUGGAAUUGCUGUGCGGUUUCGUACGGAAACAAUUGCGACGAGCAACAAUGGAAAAAUUCGAGGUUGAGCGUGAGUCGUCGCAAUUGUUGCCAGUACCAGUGCCAUUUGUAUUUGGCACACCGAGCGGAGGUGCGGUCGAUCUCCGUCUCUUUAGUCGAGACAUCAUAAGAAAAGCUCUGCCGAUAUUGGUCUCGAUACUCGAGCGUGAAACGAGAGGAUGGUUUCUUCACUUCCGUGAGAGAUUGAUCUCGGAAUUGCGAGCCCAAAAGAAACCGGAUGACGAGAUCGAGCAACAAGUUAACGAGGCAGUCAUGCGAGAAUAUCUCCAAAGAGUUUACUCGAGCAUACUCUCACAUCCGGAUAUUCGCAGCCUCGGCGAAGGCAUUGCUCAGCUUUUGGUUCAACAAGCACAAUCCGUUGUCCUCAUGCAUCGCGCCGUCGAAAACGUUCAAAGAAAACUAUCCCAGACGAAAGAAUCUUUGAGAAUCCGCAUGGAGAACGAACAUCCGGUUUUGUCGCGUAUCGGACCCUGGAUGCGGGAUCGUAUGCGCGAAGCUGAGGCCAAUUUCAUCGAGGAGUGCGAAUGGAGCGCUCACGAAGAAGCUCUUUCCUUAUGCAGCCUACAAAAUUUACAGCAAACCGUAUAUUUCCUCAAUCGCGAUCUUACGUUCAUGAGAGAGCGAGAACCCGUGCUUUUGAAGGAGUUACGUAAAGUGAAAACCCCGACGAGAAACUUUCAGUGGCCGACGCAAAUCUGGCUUCCGAGAAAUUGGAUAGUGAAACGAAGUUUUCAAGGGAUGUCCGAAGUUAUUCCUACAGUAUUGAGUAACACGCCAACUUCGAUAACGACUCCACGGGCUGAUCCGAGUCAGCCAGUUUUUCUUGUCGAGAGAGAAAUAUUACACACGACUACAACAAGAUGGCCAAUGUGGCGUUGGAUCAAUUACGUCGCGAGGACGUGGUGUUGGACCUGGAACGCGAUGUUCCUUCUCGGCGUUGCAGUUCCCUGGUGCAGCAGAGUCUCUCUCCGAGCUUUGCUCCUCGUGCAACCAUUCACCCCGGAUUUGGAACUUAGUCAGCUCAAUGGAACGUUGUUCCCACGAAAAUCAACUCAAACUCCCACCUUGUGCUCAAGGCUAACGUCGCUAUGGCGACAUAUUAGUAAAAGUCGAACGCAUUUUGAGACUGAGCCAGAUACAGGCUUUAUUGGAAAAGGAAUGACGAGGCACAUCAACAGACUGUGGAAUUAUGGAUUCAAAGGUCUCUUGGGAACCCUCACGAUCCUUUUCAUUUUCCCGAUAGUCUGUCUCAUCGCCAGUUUCGGUUCCCUAAUUAUUGCACUCUCCGCAUUCAUCUGGAUGCCAAUUGUGACGAUGAUGCUCCACGCUUUCAUGGCUCUGGUAAUGGACCUCGAUAGUCCAGAAUCGAGUCGGAAUCGUUACUUGGUUGUUAUGGAAGCUCUCGUGUGGAAUAUCGGGGUUCAGGGCUGUUUGCAACCUAUAGCAGCGGUAAUCGUUGCGGUUGUUUUUUGUCCCAUCAUCGCAUUUUUGGUAGUGACUGUCUCCGUUAUUCGCUACUGGAUCAGAGUCGUGUGGGACACGGCGAUGUUUCAUCUGGUGAUAAAAAAUCGUGGAAGGAUUCCCGCCAGCGAUAGUUUCGUGGUGAAAAGAAUAGCUGGACCGGGUUUGGCCUCAGAUUAUUAUUAUCAGAUAAGACCGGAACAGGCGUUGGCAGCGUUCGAGGCGAAACUGGAGCUCGACGAGCUUCUCGCUUUUCAACAGGAGACCGAACGAUUAAUCACGCAGCCGCAGCGUGACUUUGCCCAAUUCGUCGAAGCUUGUUUCAGCCCGUUUGCCACGAGCCUUGCCAAGACUCGUGAUCCUUACAAAUCACUCGAGAAAGAGGCUCGUGACCUUGUCGCUGUACUUCACGAGAAACUUGAUCGCCGCCGGAAAGAUUUACAGACGGGUCUCGGAGUUGCUGUUAGGAGUAAAAUAAAACUCACCACUUUCGACUUGAAGGUCGUCAUUCAACAAGCAGCUCUAAUGCUCGAGCGUCUUUACCCUUCCCACGUGUUUGCUCGUUUUUCCGGAAGCGAGGACGAUUUUUGGGAGAACAAAGGCCUCGGCGUGGGCGAUUGGGCCGGUUUAGCCGGCCUCAUGUACGCCGACAUAUUCAGUCUCGAUUUUCUCCAGCCGCUCGACGAAGCGGACACUAAAUUUAAACUCGAGCCUCAUCCCGGUGUCGAUCUUUCCCGAUACUCGGAAAUGGUUCACAGCACAGAACUCGGUGGAAUCAAUGGCCCCGAUCUUCUCGGUGCAAUUUACGCUCCGAGAGGAAAUAUCCAAGUUCACAGUCCCUAUCUCGAAGUUUCCGCUUUCAAUCCACGAGCCAAACAACCUUGCAACAGCAGAAAGUCCGAGAAACGAUGCGAUACCGGUGGGCUGUUGACAUCGACGAGAACACGAAGACGAACGAUAUCGGGUAAUGGGACAGGCGAAGGACGCUGGCAGCCUUGGAAGCGUCAAAUGCGUCCAUACAGUGCAGAAAAGUUAUUGAUACCAUUGCCGAUACCGCAUCCGGCUCAUAUAGCAGUAACGAUUCACAAUCGUGACUCGGAAGAUCCGAUACCAUUAGACUCUGAGAUAUGUCAGAAUAUAUUACGAGCCAUCGAAGAAUCGCCGGGUGAAAUGGCUAUUGAAAGCGUCAAUCGUUAUCGGGGUGGAGGAGAGGGAGGUGAUUCAAGUUUCGAUUCGGUCGCGUCGCAAUCCUCAGUUUCAAUUGAAACUGGUUUGGACAAGGACGAUACCGAGGAUACCGUUGAGGAAAAAGAGGGCGAAACUUAUCACUGGACGUUGUCUAAUUGGGGCGGUGGUAUGGCAAGAAGAAGAAACAAUUCAGGAUCGAUCAAGGUCGAUCUUGCAUCGCCCGAGGACGUUACACUGGACACAGACACUACCAGGGUAAUGUUCAGCACUUACGGUACCACCGUCUAAGUCAAAGUCCGACCCCUUCCUUCACCCACAUUUAACGAUUCAUUCGAUCUAAAUGAUAUAUGUAUUUGUACAUAUACGUAUUGUGUUUUUCAACGUGCAUACAUUUCCAUACAGAACGUCUGACGAAUCGUCGAUCAAAUGAAGUGAGAUCAGAGAGAUAAAACUGAAAAUUGGUGUCGCCAGGAAAAGAAUUUCCGUUUUUUCUUCGAUAGUUUCGAGAUCCCAUUGCAGAUUCAAUCUUUUCUUGAGAUCCGAAUCCUCGAAAUCUACAGGAAAUGUCGCGGGAUCUAAAGAUUGAGAAAAUUGAUCGAGAUUUUUUGCUUUUCUAUGAAAAUGUUCAAUGCCCAUGUUCGCCAUCUGAUUUCUUUUGAUCCACGAUUUAGCGAACACGGUCUAUGUGUAAUCAGUACCUCCGUACAUACUCCUCGAGGAUAAUCCUUUUUCUAUUUUAGAAAUAAAAGAAUAAUCUCUCUCGCGACAAUCGCAUUCGUGAAAGCCGACGAAGGCUGCGACGAAGUUUGGCGAAAAGAGAGACACGGACGCGACGGACGCGUGACUCGAGAAAACGAGAGUAAGAUAAAGAGAGAUAGAGCGAACGAUGGUACGGGGAACGGGUUUCCUUAUUUUAUUAUCGUCAGAGACUGAGAGAUUCUUCAAGAAAUCGUAUCAACGAAACGCAAUUACGGCACGACAAAUAUAUAAGAAAACAAUAACAAGAACCAUGCGUAUUUACGUGUUAAUUGUUUAUUAGAAGCGGAGAUCAAUUAGUAGAUAUGCGCUAUUUUAAGAAGCCAGAAUGAAAAACCGAAGAAAAGCCACUUUUCAUUAUUCGGCGUUUUCAAAUUUUACACGAGAUUCUUUACUUCUUUUUCCCCCCAAGAGUAUUUAACUUUUAUUAUCAAUCAAGUGUCUCUUUCUCCUGUGAAAUAUUAUUAUUUACGGAAUAACGAAAUCAAAAUACAUGAAUGCGCACCAUCGAUUUUUAUUAAUAACGAUAAUAAUAUGAAUAAUUAUUAAAACGAUUUAACGCCGAGGAGAACAAUCUCCAGUGUUUCACAUUUUCACUGUUCUCUGACUAUAGUGUAUAUAGUUAAGUGACCGAUGUCCGAAGAUUCGAAAAUCCAGCGACAUUAUACGGGGAUUAAAAAUACGUUGGAAACAAUAUUAUACCAAAAAAUGAAAAAAAAAAAAAAAAAACGGAGAAAAACGAAACAAUGAUUUUGAGAAAAUGCUCUCUCUUCUUCCUCAUCUCGUAAAUUUAAUUUAUAAAACUCGACGCGAACACGACUGGGGAUUCUUCUGGAUGUUCUGGAUUGAGAAAAAAAAGUAUUGAAUCGUUUCGAAAAAACUUUUUGAUUCGCAGCACGAGAUACCCAGUACGGAAUCUCAACUGGACGUUAUAAUAUCGGUAGGGUUUUAAGAAUAUUGUAGAUAGAGUACAAAACGAGAGCGAUUAAACGACCCCGUGAAUUUAAUUUAGAUAAUGAGAUGAGAAGAAGUUGUGUCGACGUUUGUGCAUUUAUAAAAUUCACGUACUAUACGAUACGAUUAUAAAAAACAACAGAAAUAAAAGAGAACGCAUAUUAUAAAUGUAUAUUGCAAGGAUAUACGCUUGGUACAAUGUAUAAGGAAUAGUUAUUGCCCAGAGGGGAGUGUAUCGAUGUCCAAUUCUGCAAUUUGAGUCGCAUUGUUUCGGUCGUUAGAGCGAGCUGGGGCAAGAAAAAUGGUAAUUAGCACAGGCGACUGUUAUAUUAUACACACACUAUAGACUUUCAAUAUUUCUCCUCUCAACAAAAAGUCUGCGAAGAUGAAUCUUUGCUCAUAUACCCAAAAAUCAAUUCAAUCGAAGAUUUAGACAGAAAUAAAAACAAAUCGGCUGUGUACAGUUUCGUGAAGAAGUAUUUUAUAAAUGUAAAGGAAUAUUGACAACGAGGAACAUGAGAAUUAUUAAAUUUUUGCCACCGGUGAAUAAUGUGCGAGUGAAACGACGAUGGUGUUUAUAGUAACGGCCGUGGAUAUAAUAUAUUAUUGUAUCUUAUUCCUGAAAGCAAACGAUAUGCUUUUACAGUUUUUUGUUUACUUACCAUCAAUUUGUAUAGUUCGAUUGCCGAAUAUUUAAUCCAUCCAAAAUCAGAGAAGAGUCACCCAAGAGAGAGAAUUUAGUGAAAUCGUUACGUCGCAGAGCAAACAAAAAAAUUGAGUGCUGUCUCCAUCCAAUAAAUGACGAUGUUAAGUAUGUUGAUGAAAAUAAUUGGAAUAUUUGGACCGUUUUGAUGAGAAUAGCAGAUUAUUUAAGAAAAUCAGAGCAAGAGAGAGAGAGAGAGAGAGAGGGAGUGAAAAAAGCGAUAGGUGAGAAUCAAAAAUACAUUGAAAAGAGGCCAUUUAUAUCAAAUGUAUUAGAUGUUAUAGACUAUAUAAUUAUAAUAGAGCAAGAAUAUAUAUCCAGUGUAUAUGUUCGAGAAGAACGAGUCACAAGGUUAAAAACGAAUAUUAUUUUUUAUUUCGUCGUUUUAAAUUGACGGUUGUUCGUCAAGCUUUACAUUAAAUGAUCUUUGGAAAUAAGAAACUGCAUGAAAAUGCAUCGAGCGAUUUGACAUAUGAUACGAGCUCUCUAAUUAGUAAGAGCAAAAAUUUUUAUGAAUGUUCAUUUUUUUCGCGAUUCGGAAGGAAUCGCAAAACGUUGCGGUUUCGGAAAAAAAAAUCGUAAUUACCGCUGCCAAGAGAUAAAACAAAAAAGUGUAUACAGUCUAUCCGCUAAAAACUAACACGUCUUCUAUGAUCAUUGUCUAUUCGAAAUUAUACGAACGAUAUAUUGUAGAGUGUACGAGAACGCAGAGGAAAACAGGAAAAAAAACAAGAAUUACACGUCUUUGAAAUUCCGAAAUUGGAUAUAUAUAUAAAUACUGAUAGAAUUUGAUCCUAGUAACCACAUUUUUCUCCUUCGGUUCAACGAAAUAUGAAACAAUAUUAUUUACAGUCGAGUGGACAAAGCGUGAAAAACAAAUGAUCACCUCGACUUUUCACGAUGUAAACAUAUUGUUUGUAAACAUUGCUGAAUCGGUCCGCUAACGUACGACCUCGUACUCUGUACCGCUGAUGAAAACAAAAUCAUUGUAUCUCAAUUAUACUUACGUUUUUGUACGCAUUAAAUGUGAAUGUGAUGAUA
Molecule: messenger RNA, 7189 nt
Organism: Venturia canescens
Lineage: Eukaryota; Metazoa; Arthropoda; Insecta; Hymenoptera; Ichneumonidae
Exons: 15
Coding region: 193-4023 (1276 amino acids)
Source: RefSeq, a predicted model, not a curated record